Molecule: messenger RNA, 954 nt
Organism: Trichoderma asperellum CBS 433.97
Lineage: Eukaryota; Fungi; Ascomycota; Sordariomycetes; Hypocreales; Hypocreaceae
Molecular function (GO): feruloyl esterase activity
Source: RefSeq, a predicted model, not a curated record
AUGAAAGUUAUAGGCCUCAGCUUACUCGCUCUGUCCGCGACCUACGCGUCGGCAGCCGCACAGUACACCGGGGGCGAUACAUCUGGUUGCGGCAAGAGUCACUGGUUCAACGGCAUCACGCAGUACCGCAUAAUCAAAUCAAGUGGCGUAGAUCGCAGUUACGGAAUACAUCUACCGUCAAAUUACUCUAAGAAUAACCAGUAUCCAACUAUUCUAGGUUUCCAUGGCUCAAGCAGUAUUGGUCUCUUCUUCGAGGCUGAUACUGGCCUCGAUAGCUCCAAGUAUAUAGGAGACAAGAUCAUGGUAUAUCCGAACGGGCUCGGGGGAGCAUGGGCUGGUGCAAAUUAUUCCAAAGCCUCAGUCCAAGAAGAUCUUCAGUUCGUUUGGGAUAUGUUGGUGGACUUGAGGCGAAAUUACUGCAUUGACAGUGCCCGGAUCUACGCUACUGGCCUGUCUAUUGGCGGCGGUUUUGUUGAUACCAUUGCUUGCAAUGCCACUGUUGGCGGCGAGUUUGCGGCUUUCGCCCCUGCAUCCGGGUCUUUCUAUACCAACAACGAUGCCAAUCAUGAAAACUGUGAGCCUGCUCGUGUGCCUGUGCCAAUUCUCGAGUUCCAUGGGGGCGCCGAUACAGAUGUCAAAUAUGAUGGUGGCGAAGGCGAAGGAGGCAUUGAGCCCGCCAUUCCAGAUUGGCUGAGCUGGUGGGCGCAACGAAACCAGUGCGAAGAGAAAUACGAUCAAGAGGACCUAUUUGAUGACGACGUUCACCACCUUAGCUGGACGUGCAAUGGCCAGACUGGUGUGGUACAACAUUACAAGACUGAUGAUCAGAAGCACGACUGGGCUUCGACAGAGAUCAACUUUUCUCAAAUAGCAGCGGGAGACUUGCCAACACAUAUAUCGGCCAGUGCUAUCAUACAGGAUUUUUUCAUGGCGUUCACUCGUCCGGAAGCUUAG